Molecule: messenger RNA, 1338 nt
Organism: Thyridium curvatum
Lineage: Eukaryota; Fungi; Ascomycota; Sordariomycetes; Thyridiales; Thyridiaceae
Exons: 7
Coding region: 1-1338 (445 amino acids)
Biological process (GO): maturation of SSU-rRNA from tricistronic rRNA transcript (SSU-rRNA, 5.8S rRNA, LSU-rRNA)
Cellular component (GO): small-subunit processome; nucleolus
Molecular function (GO): protein binding
Source: RefSeq, a predicted model, not a curated record
AUGAAAAUCAAAGCGUUGAGCAGAUCUGUAUCUGCUUACCAGCCGCCCGGGUCGACGGCUCCCAAGCAACCUCGAAAUGUAGACCCCGCCAUCCAUCCUUUUGAGAGAGCCAGAGAAUACACCCGAGCUCUCAAUGCCGUCAAGCUUGAGCGCAUGUUUGCUGCGCCCUUCAUUGCGCAGCUCGGCAAUGGCCAUAGCGAUGGUGUCUACAACAUCGUCUCGGACCCGAACUCUCUCCAACGAUUUGCAAGCAGCGCCGGCGAUGGAAGUCUGAAGGUGUGGGAUCUCACUUCGAGGGAGCAGGUCUGGCAGGUGAAUCACGCACACGAGAACAUCCCCAGGAUCUGCUGGACGAGGGACCAAAAGCUCUUGUCUUGCGGUACGGAUCGCAAGAUUCAUCUGUUCUCGCCAUAUCAGACAGAGAAUAACUCAGCACCUCUAUCAACCUGGCUGGGCACCAACGCCUUCACCAGCAUCAGCCAUCACCGAUCCAAGAACUCGUUCGCCGCUUCCUCGAAUGUCGUAUCCAUCUACGAUCUAGAGCGCCACACUGCCGCCCCUGAAGUGCUUCAAUGGCCCUCGUCGACGGACACGAUCACCAAUGUCGCCUUCAACCAGGUUGAACAGAGCAUCCUGGCCUCUACCGCCGUCGACCGGUCCAUCGUCCUCUUCGAUCUGCGGACAUCGAUGCCUCUGCACAGGACGGUGCUGAACUUUGCCUCGAACCAGAUUGCCUGGAACCCCAUGGAGGCCAUGAACUUUGCCGUGGCUAACGAAGAUCAUAACAUCUACUUAUUCGACAUGCGCAAGAUGGAUCGUGCGUUAAAUGUGCUGAAGGGUCACGUUGCCGCAGCAAUGUCUGUGCAGUUUUCUCCGACUGGAGAGGAGCUUGUCAGCGGUAGCUACGAUCGGACAAUCCGACUAUGGAAGCGUGACCAGGGUCACUCCCGAGAUAUGUACCACACAAAACGACAGCAGAGAGUGUUCUCUGUAACAUUCACACCUGACAGUAAAUAUGUCCUGUCUGGAUCAGACGACGGCAACAUCAGGCUCUGGAGAGCCAACGCUAGCAAGCGAGAAGGCGUGGUGUCCACUAGACAGCGGCAAGCCCGCGAGUACAACGAGGCCCUCGUGGAUAGAUAUGGCCACAUGCCGGAAGUGCGCCGCAUCAAGCGCCACAGGCAUCUGCCCAAGGUUGUGAAGAAGGCUGGAGAGAUCAAGUCGGAGGAGCUGAAGGCGAUCAAGCGACGCGAGGAGAACAUUCGCAAGCACUCCAAGAAGCAAUUCGAGAAGCGGGAGAGCGAGAGAGAGAAGAUGGUUCUGGCCAAGCAAAAGUAG